ACAAGGGAUUUUACACAGCUACUCAGGAGAAACGAAAUGAUCUGCCCUGGAGCCGCAGCAAAAUGCUGGAUGGACACCUACUCCUGGGAUGGUUAUCGUUCACAGUCAUAGUGUAUCUUCUCAACUUGCCUGGACCAGCCGCAGCUUAUUUCGGGUUGACGGGGAAUGAGCCGUUGUCCAUCCUGCCGCUGAACUCUCUGCCGGAGGAGAACGUGGGCCGGGCCCACUACAAGCUGUGCGACCGGCUCAAGCUGGAGAAGAAGCAGCGCCGGAUGUGCCGACGAGACCCGGGCGUGGCGGAGACCCUGAGAGAGGCCAUCACCAUGAGCGCCCUAGAAUGCCAGUACCAAUUCCGCUUUGAGAGGUGGAACUGCACCUUGGAGGGGCGCCACCGAGCCAACAUAUUAAAAAGAGGAUUUAAAGAGACGGCCUUCUUGUACGCCAUCUCCUCGGCGGGCCUGACCCACGCGAUGGCCAAAGCGUGCAGCGCGGGGCGCAUGGAGCGCUGCACGUGCGACGAGGCCCCGGACCUGGAGAACCGCAAGGCGUGGCAGUGGGGGGGCUGCGGGGACAACCUCAAAUACGCAAACAAGUUCGCCAAGGACUUCCUGGGCAAACGCUCCAACAAGGACCUGCGUGCACGCGUGGACAUGCACAACACGAACGUGGGCAUGAAGGUAAUCAAGGCCGGAGUGGAGACCACUUGCAAGUGCCACGGCGUCUCCGGCUCCUGCACCGUGCAGACCUGCUGGAGGCAGCUGCAGCCCUUCCACGAGAUCGGCAAGCAGCUGAAGCAGCGCUACGAGACCUCCGUUAAGGUCGGCAGCUCCACCAACGAGGCCACGGGGGAGGGCGAGAUCUCUACGGGCCGGAGCCAGCAGCAGCAGCCGCAACAACAACAACAACAACAGCAGCAGCUACCACCACAGCAGCAGCCUCUGCCCGGCCCGAGCGAUCAGAUCCCUCGCACGAUGGACCUGCUGCACAUCGAGGACUCGCCCAGUUUCUGUCGACCCAGCAAGUACUCGCCGGGCACGGCGGCCCGCAAGUGCUACAAGGACAAGAACUGCGACGCCAUCUGCUGCGGGCGAGGCCACAACACUCAGAGCCGGGAGGUGACCCGGCCCUGCCAGUGCCAGGUGCGCUGGUGCUGCUACGUCGAAUGCAAGCAGUGCACGCAGAGGGAGGAGGUCUACACCUGCAAAGGGUGAAUCGGUGACCCCCCGACCCCCCCCCCCCCCCCCGCCCCUCACGAUCAAGCGGAGCGAGUGAAAGUGGAUGGCGCUGUUGAAGAGGAGUGGUUGUUUUUUGUUUUCUCAAACAAGGUUCUGCUUCCGCUGUCGGAGCGGAGAGAGGAGCAAUGAGCACUUUGAGGGGCUUCUGUGGGUUGGGCUUCAGAGGUCCUGCACCCCCCCCCCCCCCUCCGUGUCUGAAAAAAAACUUCUCAGACAACUGGGACAAAAUCUCAAGCUUUAAAAAAAAUAUAUUUUUAUAAUCACAGCUUUUGCCUUGAAGAGAGGAGCUUUGAUUUUUUUCUUCUCCCAAUUGCAUCUUUUCACAAGAGAUCUGAGAGAUUAGCGUCCAGCGAAUGAGGAUCAAACACACGGGACAGCAACGCCGACGGAGCGGAUUCUGGGGUCAAAGAAGAGUGGUGUCUGUGUGUGUGUGUGUGUUUGUCAUUCUUUGUGUGUGUGUGUUUGGGGGGGGGGGGGGGGGCAUUUCGAAUGACGACUUUUAUGGCAAUGAAAACCAUAUUCAGAGACUGCUAAAAAGAAGAAGAGGAAAAAAAAAAAAAAAGACAGGGUGUAACAUUUACUUUACACGCACAUAUUUACACUCACACACAUUGUGUGUUUGCAUAUGUAUGUACAUAAAUGCAGUUAUAUUGUAAUGAUAUUAUACAAGCCACUUAUCUAACUAUGUUAAAACAAACCACUAACCACACAAAUGUUUUGUUGUUUGUGUGCUCGCUCGCGCUCGUUUUUUUUCUCUUCCGGAUUCACGUCGACGAGGCCCUUUGGAAAGCAGCACACUCGCGUCCGUCUGCCGGCCGUGGAUAAUUUAUAGAUCUUUUUGGGACUUCUCCUUCACAGGGAGAAAAAUAAUCUUUCUUUUUUUUUGGGGGGUAGUAAUAUAAUAUGAUGUUUAGUAAAGAACUAAACCAGUCAGUUUAGGCUAUUCUCGGCCUUGAGCGAACCAGAGUUCAGGGAAUAACUUAAACCACUGAUAACUAUUUGGAUACAAUAGGAGAGAAAUUGUGCAAAUGCAAAUCAUAUCCAAGUUGGAGAUGACAGUGGCCUUGUGAUGACGGCCAACACCAACAGGUGAUCACUUGACCGGCAAACGGUCGACCCGUGACUCACAUCAGAAAUCGUUUUUGAGCUCAGCGGAGCUUAAAUAUUUUUUUCUUUCUUUUUUGUUGUUUUUUGGGGUGUUUGUUUAACUUUUAAUACCUUUUUUGAAGUUGAAAAAGAAAACCGUGGAGAACUGGAGGAAUGUAGCCCCCUACUAUUUCCCCAGUCGUUUCUUUUCCUCUUCAGCUGCCACGACUUUGAUCGAGCCAUAUUCAACACACGGUGGGUCCAAACCGAACGGGGGGGGGGGGGGGGGGGAACCCGAGACUGAGAUCUAACUCGACGCGUCUGCAGAAAAGUGAAGAUGAAUGUGCGAGGCUCGCCCGCCAAAAUAAAACACAUUUCACAAGACGAACAUUUGCGUAACCGUUUCGGCAAAUUGAUGUCUAAAUGCAAAUAUCGGAGGUUUUGCACAUCAGGUCUCUUCAUUCAGACGUCAGUGAAAUUGUGAGAAUACAUGGGUUAAUUAGCUUUUUUUCAUAUUAAUGCAGCAUACUGAACCCUGCCAUGCAACGACGGUUUAAAAAAAACAGUUUGACGUGUUGAUGCUUAUUCAAUUUAAAUUAGAUUACUAAUACUGCUCUCAUGUUUCAGGCUGCAGUUGUUUUAGAUGCGCUUAUCAUAAAGACUGGAAACGUGAACGACAGGAUGCUGAUCAGUGAGCCUCGGGGACGCCGGGAGGCAGAUUUAGUUCCUCGUUUCCAGUCGCUAUGCUAGGCUACGCUAACUGGCUGCUCACUGUAGUUUCAUAUUUAUUUGACAUAUUUAAGAGCGGUAUUGAUCUUCUUAUCGAACUACCAGAAAGAAAGUGAAUAAGCGUAACUGGUCGAUCUAUUUGCUUUAAGAAACCAUGAAAUAAAAAGGGUUUAAUUUUCAGAGAAAUGUCUCUGAACACACAAAUAAUGCAGACAAUAUUAUGUCAUUGUAUUUCCAGUACUUAGCCUCUGGGAACUUUAUGUUAUAUACUAUAAGUGAUGCCUUGUUUUAGAUGGGUGUGAGUUAACUACUGAGUGAGGGACCCAGCUUUUGUAUUAUAGCGCCAUUCACGCACUGAAGCCCAAAAGCCCUAUAAAGUAUUUUUAAAGAUCUGUAUUUAUAGAUACAGUGCAGUUCAGAUUUGUUUCUUUAAAAAAAAAAAAAAAAGAAUUGUAAAUAGCAAAAAGGUUUCUUCUCCUGUGGUGUAUAGAGACAACAAGUGAGGCACAUGUUCAACUCUCACAGAAAUUAGUUAGCGAUGAGAAAUGUGAGGCCGACACACAGCUGCUGUAACGAGGUGGUUACAGAUUGUAAUCAGCGACGCAGCGCAGGGGCCAAACACCCUGAACAGAGGCUCUCGCCUCGAGAACAGACGGUCCAGUCUGUAAAGAUGAUUAUCACAAGACGUGACUCUCUUUUUGUUGUUGUUGAAAGCGCCGUCCUCGACGGCAGCGUCGCGAGCUCUAAGGUCGAGGAGAUGAAUUCCGAGCAUUUUGAUAUGAGGAGGCGUGCCAAAUAAAGACCGGUCAAAACAUCAUAUACAUAGAACUUUGCACGCUACACGGAAACCAUAAUAGCUAUGCUGAGACCUGGAAGCAUAAAUGCCACCUUCCCACAACUUGUGUGUGUGUGUAUGUGCAUUCACCACACGCACAAACACACUGAGGUUCUCUACCAUUGAGCAGAUUCAAAUCAGGCAUGACAGGAAUACCAAAAUGCACACCAAGUGCAUUUUUGUUUGUUUAUAGAUUGUACAUAGGCCUACAAAUCCCCCCCCCCCCCCAUGACGCAGCGGCCGGCUGGUUCCUCGAUGUCAGUCGUUCCAUAUUCUCAAAUUCCCCCCCCAAAAAGCUCUGCACUGUUUCACCGUCAGUGGAUCAUGUACAAAAUUCAGUUUUUGUAGAAGAAAAGAAAAUUCAAAAGAUAUAAAUUAUUUUUAAAAUAUAUUAUGAGCAUGUGUUUAGUGUAAAUAACGUCAAAGUCUAAAAUCGAUUUUAUAUCCUGUAUUUUUUACUCAGUUUUUUUCUUUUUCGGGUGUUUGUUCCUAUUUUUUUGUUUUGUUUUGUUUUUUGGGGUGGAGGCUUUCGAGAAGCAGUUUAUACUUUAAGCAUAUUUCAUGUCAUAUCUCAUCGUUCUCGGUUAUUUAAGCGCUAACGAAUCCUGACAAAUCUAGAAAUCAACUCCCCGUUAGCAGUCUAUUAUUCAUGCGCACGAUCGUGACACGUUUGUUAUUUUUAAAACAGUAUUCAAACCAGACUGCAGUCAUCAACAAUAUUUUUUCAGAGGAUUUCAUCUGUUUUGUAUCAUCGACUUUGUGACGUUGGUUAUCUCCAUACGAUGCAUCAGUGUAGACUCCGUUGUACUUUGGAUCACUUUACAUGUACUUGUACUUUUUGUUAGGAUUCGUGCUGUGCUUGUGAAACAAAGAUAAACACACAUCAACCAUGUAUUGCCCUUUGUGAUGAUACUACACCAGCAGAGCUUUGUCCAUGUUCACGUAUUCAUGUCUUAUGGGAACCCUAAAUUAUUUUCCUCUACCUCAUGUGUAUAGCUUGUAGGUAUAAACAGAUCACAAAUGACUGGUAAGAAUGUAUUUAAGUUAUUUAACAUCUUUGUAUAACAAAGGCGAAAAAAAUCUGAAAUAAUAAAUGAAUUUUUAAAUUA
Messenger RNA from Pseudoliparis swirei, 4994 nucleotides. It is a transcript of the gene wnt9a, whose product is annotated as wingless-type MMTV integration site family, member 9A. Bases 63 to 1211 code for a protein of 382 amino acids. Gene Ontology annotation, biological process: canonical Wnt signaling pathway; neuron differentiation; cell fate commitment. The record is from RefSeq and is a predicted model, not a curated record. Gene Ontology annotation, molecular function: cytokine activity; frizzled binding. The transcript is spliced from 4 exons. Gene Ontology annotation, cellular component: extracellular region. NCBI's taxonomy places the organism in Eukaryota, Metazoa, Chordata, Actinopteri, Perciformes, Liparidae.